Durotheca rogersii is the source of this 1179-nucleotide messenger RNA. Its product is annotated as alpha-L RNA-binding motif-containing protein. The coding region runs from base 95 to 646 and encodes 183 amino acids. Gene Ontology annotation, cellular component: small-subunit processome; Mpp10 complex; small ribosomal subunit. The transcript is spliced from 3 exons. Gene Ontology annotation, biological process: rRNA processing. Gene Ontology annotation, molecular function: rRNA binding; structural constituent of ribosome; snoRNA binding. Lineage: Eukaryota; Fungi; Ascomycota; Sordariomycetes; Xylariales; Xylariaceae. The record is from RefSeq and is a predicted model, not a curated record.
UCUCAAUUCCUUCUAGGUAAUGAACUGAACGUUCAACAAUCGAUAUCUACGACAGAUAUUGGUUUAUAUCGGACUGCCGACGACAACAGGCGCCAUGGUUCGCAAGCUUAAGCACCACGAGGAGCGCUUGCUCCGGAAAACGGACUUCAUCACCUGGAAACAGGAUCACGACCACAGAGACCACUCUGUCAUACGACGGUACAUGAUCCAGAAGCCAGAAGAUUACCACCGAUACAACCGGAUAUGCGGCUCUCUACGACAGCUCGCGCACCGGCUGAGCCUGCUACCGCCCGACAACGCGGUGCGGCGGAAGCACGAGCAGCUGCUGCUCGAGAAGCUGCACGACGCGGGGAUCCUGCCGUCGGCGUCGAAGCUGUCGGCGGUGGAGAAGGGCGCGACGGUGUCGGCAAUGGCGCGGCGGCGGCUGCCCGUGGUGAUGACGCGGCUGCGCAUGGCCGAGACGGUGCAGGCGGCGACGAAGCUCGUCGAGCAGGGCCACGUCCGCGUCGGCGUCGAGACCGUCACCGACCCCGCCUUCUUCGUCACCCGCUCCCUCGAGGACUUCGUCACCUGGACCGCCGGCAGCAAGAUCAAGCGCAACAUCAUGAAGUACCGCGACAAGCUCGACGACUUCGAGCUUCUGUGAUGGCCCAGCGGCUGCUGGCCUCGCCCGCCUGGGGGGCUGCGGGCAGGGGGACAGAGGACGGCGGUGAGAACGAGCGAGACAGGAGUUGGUGGGUGGGUUUGUUCGCUCCCCACUCUACCCUGUUCUCGCUCUUCUAGAGCCAAAGGUCGCGUAUGGCUUCCGCACAGCAUAGCAUGGCGUUUGGGAUACCUGUGGUAGAGAAUUCACUUUGAAGGGAUAAUAUCUUUAGCUUGCACGUCACAGCCCGUAUGAGCAGCACUAUAGGUAUAGACUCUCUAGCGCGUCUAGGAUGAGAGAAACACUCUCCGGAUCCUAACUCUCCUGGCACUCUCGCCACGCUUAUCUUGACUUAUUUCCUUAUACCUACGCAAAUCACCAUCGUCGAUAUCCGCCACAUCGUCGGGUCUUUAAACAGGUGCUGGCCCGAAAAUUUUUUUCUGGGAUUGUGAUAUCCUUGGAGAAUUAUUUUUGGAACCCCUACACGCCUAUGAGAAAUGAUUACUUCCUUUUCAUCCUAUUUAGGGCUCCCCAUG